AUGCCCUUGUCGUCGUUGUAUGAAUAUAAAGGCGUAGUUGCACUGAGUGAGAUCUCAUUGCAUUUGCUCAAACAUGGUAUGCAUGAGUUGUACACAUCAUGGCGCUAUCAUGGGGAAAGUUCAGUACAAGCAGCACAAUUAACACAUAAGGAUAAUACUACAACUGAAUGUGCAGCAGAUAAUGAUGAUGUUACAACAGGUUUGAAUGAGAAUAUUACCACAGAUGUGGAUGAGAAUGUUAGGGAAGGGAUGGAUGAGAAUGUAGAAGCAGGUGUUGAUGAGAAUGUUACAGCAGGUGUUGAUGAGAAUGUUACAGCAGAGUUGGAUGAGAAUGUUGGAACCAGCUUGUGUGGUCAGAAAAAGAGAUCAGCGGCUGAGAAGGCAAGAGAACCAUUAUAUCCUUCAUGUCCUAAUGGAAAGUCAGUAAUGUACGCUGCGAUAAUGAUGAACAACAUAAAUACUCAGUACAGAAUUUCAGACAAUGGUGUUACCGCAACAUUAGAAUUGAUGAAAGAGUUGCUUCCCGAAGGUAACAACAUGCCAUGUAAGUAUCCAGAUAUCAAGAAGAUUAUUAAAGAGCUGGGGAUGGAUUAUGUGACUUAUGAUGCUUGUGUAAAUGACUGUAUACUUUAUUGGAAGGAUAAUAGUUCAUUGGUGAAGUGUCGUUUAUGUCAAGAACCUCGGUACGUAAGAGUUUUUAAUGAUGAGAAAAAACUUACGCAAGUUGCACAAAAGACGUUAAUGCAUUCUCCGAUAAUUGUAAGGCUGAAAAGACUUUAUAGUAUACCAUGGAUAGCAGAGGCAAUGCUUUGGCAUUCUAGAGUACAGAGAGAUGUUAAUGUAAUGUGUCAUCCGGUGGAUUCUACAGCUUGGCGGUGUGCGGAUAAUUUCUGUCCUGAAUUUGCUAAGGAAGCACGAAAUGUUACUCCUGGGAUAGCAACUGAUGGCUUCAAUCCAAAUGGUCCGAGAGCACCAGGUAAAGAUAUUGAUGUUUACUUACAGCUAUUGAUAGAAGAGUUGAAAGAGUUAUGGAAUGAUGUUGGAUGUGUGACUCAUGGGUAUUAUGCGUGUCCUACCUGUGGUGAAGAAACAGUUUCAGAGUGGCUGCCGUAUAGUAAGAAGAUAUGUUAUAUGGGACACCGAAGAUGGAUGCCAUCCCAACACAAGUACAGAUUUGAUAAAACAAAUUUUAUUGGAGGGGUAGAAGAUGGUAAAGCUCCAUGGCCACUAACAGGAUUUCAAGUUCAAGAGAUGGUGAAAGAUAUGAAAAGUAAACAGGGUAAGGGUAAACCACCAGCAAAGAAACGUAAAAGAGGAGAAGAAGUGGAUAGUUUGCAACAGGGGCCGAUGAAGAUGUUUCUGACCACUCGCUAUUUUCUUGAAGGUCCAUACUUCAUGAUUUGCCUAAUUUGGGACAUAACGCAGUCCGUCAUUGUACAAAUGUUAUGCAUACAGAAAAGAACAUAA
This is a messenger RNA of Papaver somniferum (opium poppy), 1467 nucleotides long. RefSeq lists its product as uncharacterized. NCBI's taxonomy places the organism in Eukaryota, Viridiplantae, Streptophyta, Magnoliopsida, Ranunculales, Papaveraceae. The record is from RefSeq and is a predicted model, not a curated record. The transcript has 3 exons. The coding region runs from base 1 to 1467 and encodes 488 amino acids.